CGCCACUACGUCGUGAGAAGUGCAAGGCGGAAAGAGUGCACAGCAGAGGACAUCAUCCCGCGGUGCCGUCCCUUGGAUCUUGAUUUCACUUGGCUGUUCGGACUCAUUCGUUCGUUUGUGUCUGGUUGGUGGCAUCUCCCUGAAGUUCAUCAGCCAUGUCGCACACGGAGUUGGAGGUCACGCUGGACCCCAGCCUCGGUCUCGGCGUCGACUUGGCCGGUGGCGUGGACUCUCCUUACGAGGAAGACAACAACGGCAUCUAUGUGGUGCGCGUGGAAGCGAACGGCGCUGCGGAGAAGGCCGGCGUGAAGGCUGGUGACCGCAUCGUGUGCGUUGGUUCCACGGACACUGAGAACGUCAAGCACGAGGUCGCUGUCGAAGCCCUGCGUGAAGAACUUCAGAAGGAGAAGCCCACUCUGACGCUGCUGCGCAAGUCCGGCAGCCCCACGGAGCCGCGCCGGGAGACGCUCAGCCUGAACGACACCACAACGGGCGAGACCUCCACCGAUGAGCAGGUGGUCACCACGAAGGCCGACGGCGCUGCUGCCGCUACAGACUUCAGCGACAGCGCCAUGACCCCGAUCAACACCAAGGGCCCUGGUGGCUUUGGCUGCCGCCUGCCGCAGCUGGUCGAGCUCAUUGCCGAGCGUGGCACCAAUGGCAUGGAGCGCCUGCACGUGCACUUUGGUGGCAUCGAAGGCCUGGCCAAGAAGCUCCUCACGGAUCUUGCCGCCGGUAUCACCGCCACGGAGGAUGACAUUGAGCGCCGCACAAGUGUGUUUGGGACCAACACGACACCGGAAGUGCGGCCCAAGACGCUGCUUGAGCUGAUGUGGGAGGCGUUCCAGGACCCGAUUCUCAUCAUCCUCAUGGUUGCCGCCGUGCUCUCCGUCGUGCUGAACAUCACCGUGGAGAAGGAUUACGACACGGGCUGGAUUGAGGGCGUAGCUAUUGUCAUCUCGUGCUUCAUUGUCGUCAUGGUCACCGCCGUCAACGAUCUGCAGAAGGAGAAGCAGUUCCGUGAGCUCAAGGCCAAGCAGGCCAGCCAGCACCUUGCCGAUGUCAUUCGCAACGGCGAGCCCACCCAGGUUCUCUACACCGACCUUGUUGUUGGUGACAUUGUCGAAGUCAAGGGCGGCCUCGUGCUCCCCGCCGACGGUGUUCUGAUCCAAGCGAACGAUGUGAUGACGGACGAGUCGGCGCUUACCGGCGAAUCUCAUGACAUUAAGAAAGACCUCGUCAAGAACCCAUGGCUCCUCUCUGGUACGAGUGUGAAGCAGGGCAGCGGCCGCAUGAUUGUGACGUGCGUGGGCCUCUUCUCUGAGGAAGGCAUCAUCCAGAAGCUGAUUACGGGCGUGGGCAUUGAGGAGACGGAGCGACUUGAAGCACUUGCCAAGGAAGGUCUCACCGCUGCCGAGCAGAUGGAGGCCGAGGACGCAGCCGCCAUCAUCCACCGCGUGGACGAGCGACAGCAGGAGAACUUUGACGACCUGGAGCCCGACGUGCAGGACAAGCUGGAGAAGAAGGAGAGCAAGAAGAAGAGCAACAAGGAGUCGAUUUUGCAGAAGAAGCUGGAGAAGCUUGCUGUGCAGAUUGGGUACUUUGCCACCUUCUUUGCUGUGCUGACCAUUGUGGAGCUGAUUCUCGCCUACACCAUUGACGAGUACGCCAUCAAGAAGAACGACUACGACAGCCACAUGUGGAACGAGUUUGUCGACUACUUUAUCACCGGCAUCACCGUGCUCGUCGUCGCCAUUCCCGAAGGCCUCCCGCUUGCCGUCACCAUCUCCCUCGCCUACUCUGUCAAGAAGAUGUUCCGCGACCACAACCUUGUGCGCGUGCUCGCUGCAUGCGAGACAAUGGGUAACGCCACCACCAUCUGCUCCGACAAGACUGGCACGCUCACCAAGAACCGCAUGACAGUCGUGCGCUCGUGGGUUGGCGGCAAGAAGUACGACGACGUGGAGGAGAUUAAGAAGGAGGUCACGGCGCCUGUUCUGGACGACCUGGCGCAGGGCAUUGCCAUCAACAGCGACUACCUCUCCACCUACACCAUCAACGAGGCGGACGGCCUGCCCGUGCAGCAGAACAACAAGACCGAGUGCGCGUGCCUGCAGUACGCAGACCAGAUUGUGUCCAAGACGCACAAGCAAUAUCGCAAGGAGACGCCGGCGGAGGACUUUGUCAAGGCGUACCCCUUCAACUCUGCCAAGAAGCGCAUGGAGACCAUCAUCCAGCUGCCCAACGGCACGUACCGCAUGUUUGUCAAGGGCGCCUCGGAGAUUAUUCUCAGCAUGUCCACCCACUACGCAGACGCAAACGGCGAGCGCCAGCCCAUCACCGACGACUUGCGCGAGGACAUUGGCGACAACGUGAUUGUGGAGUUUGCCUCGCAGGCGCUGCGUGUCAUCUGCCUUGCCUACCGCGACUUUGACACGGCGCAGGACUGGGACAACGAGGAGGCGCUGCUUGAGGACCUGACUGUCGCCUGCUUUGUCGGCAUCCAGGACCCCGUGCGCGACGAGGUGCCUGGCGCUGUCGAGACGUGCCGUGACGCUGGUGUGGUUGUGCGCAUGGUGACUGGCGACAACUUGAUCACUGCUCGCGCCAUUGCCGUCAACUGCAACAUCAUCACCAAGGACGAAGCCAACGAGGACGGCCGCGUCAUGGAGGGUCCCGUGUUCCGCCAGCGUGUGACGCGCGCCGAUGGCUCGAUUGACUUUGAGGAAAUGGACAAGAUCUGGCCCCAGCUCCGCGUGCUUGCGCGUUGCUCUCCCUCGGACAAGUACAACCUUGUCAAGGGCCUCAUUCGUGCAGGCGAGGUUGUGGCCGUGACUGGUGACGGUACGAACGACGGCCCUGCGCUGUCGGAGGCCGAUGUUGGCUUUGCCAUGGGCAUUGCCGGUACAGACGUUGCCAAGAAUGCUUCGGACAUCAUCAUCACGGACGACAACUUCAGCUCCAUUGUCAAGGCCAUCUCGUGGGGCCGCAACGUGUACGACUCCAUCUCCAAGUUCCUUGUCUUCCAGCUCACCGUCAACGUUGUUGCCGUGCUUGUUGCCUUCAUCGGCGCCUGCGCCCUCCGCACCUCUCCGCUCCGUGCUGUGCAGCUGCUCUGGGUCAACCUCAUCAUGGACACGUUUGCCGCCCUUGCUCUCGCCACUGAGCAACCGACACCGGACCUGCUGAAGCGCAAGCCGUACGGCCGCAACAAGGCGCUGCUUUCCCGCAUCAUGAUUCGCCAGAUUGGCGGCCACUCCAUCUACCAGCUUGCUGUCAUUCUCUUCCUCGUCUUCUAUGGCGACAAGAUGUUUGACAUCCCUAACGGCGGCGACCUGGCCACGGGCACCCCCGAGUCCCCGUCCCAGCACUUUACGAUCGUCUUCAACACGUUUGUGUGGAUGCAGAUUUUCAACGAAAUCAACGCGCGCGUGAUCCACGACGACCUGUACUUUGAGACGAGCUCUGGCCGUAUCAUUGGCGGGCCCCUCGGCGCCCUCAUGCGCCCCUUCAAGGGCUUCUUCACCAACCCCAUCUUCGUCUGUGUCGUCCUUGGCACAGCCGUUGCCCAGGCCAUCAUCACCGAAGUUGGCGGCCAAGCCCUCUUCACCGAGCCCCUCACCGCCGGGCAAUGGGGCGUGUGCAUUGCAUUUGGCGCUUUCUCGCUUCUCUGGAACGUCAUCAUCCACUUCCUCCUUCCUUGGGAGUGGAUUCCUGAGUGGUUUGAGCCUGGCCAGUACAAGGAGCUUACCCCGGACCGUGCUGCCGAGGUUGCGGAGAAGGACGAGGAGAUUGAGCUGCCCGAGGGUGGCCUUGAUGCCCCUCGCACACCCAGCAUGUCCCGCGCCACCACCAUGUCCCGCGCCGCCACCAUCUCCGGCCCCAUGCGCCACGGCACCAUGUCGGGUGAGGGAACGCCUGUUCCACAGCGUCGCCAAACGGACAGUGGGCUGCUGUGGCUGCGCAUUGGCCGUCGUCUCCGCACCCAAGUCCGCGUUGCGGGUGCCUUCCGCGCUGCCGGCAACAUUGCCCGCCUCCGCCGCCGCACGUCCAUGCUCGCCAGCCGCGCUCUUGGUGGCCCCCACGGCCGCGCUGCCCCAACCUACAUGCACGAGCACCACGCCGACGAGAAGCCGCCAACGCCUGCGCUGGCCAUGUGGCGCACGGCUGUUGCCCGGCUGCGCUCCCAGCUCCGCGUUGUGCGCGCGUUCCAGUCUGCAGUCAGCCGGCCGCCACCCGCGAUUGAGGACAGGGAAAUGCGCCAGUUCUCCUCUGCAUCCGAGCUCAUCCCGGAGCAAGAGGACAAUGCGAAUGGCUCGGGAGAAGACAAGCCCGAUUCCGAUGCGGCAGAUGUUGUCACCAUCUAGGGUUUUGUGUGCAGUUAUGUCAAAAAAGUUUCCUUAACUCGCCCCUCCCCCUUAUCCACCCAUUGCUUUUCCAUCCACACACUCCUCUCGUGCUCACUAGCAUCGUUUUUCUGUCUGCUUUGAGUUUGAUGAAUGCCCUUCGUUUUUGUGUCGUGGCAUGAAUUAACUCAUGUGUAUGCGUGUCCUGUGUGUAUGCGUGAGUUGUGCGUGUUUGCGUGUCUUGUGUGUGUUGUGUGUAUGCGUGUGUUGUGUGUUGUGUGUGUUGUGUUUUGUAUCUGCGUUCACGUAUGUUUGUGUUGAUGUAUGUUUGUGCUCGCUGCUGACUUGAUGAUGCCUUUGCAUCCCAUCAUGGCUGAUGGAUCAAGAUAUGAGGCGCACGCUCGGUUCAUGUCAUUAUAAUUUCGCCCCCACCCUCCCCUUCGCCAACACAAACAUACCAAGUCCUUUCCUCCUUUUCCUCCACUGCUGUCCUCUCUAUCCUGUCUUGUUCUUGCGUGCUUGUUGCUCCCUCCCCCUCUUUUUGUCACCUCAUGAUGAUGAUGAUGAUGAUGAUGAUGAUGAUGAUGAUGAUGAUGAUGUGUCCCUUUGCUCAUUGAAGUGCCAAUUCAAACGUGCACCCCCCUCUCUCCACCUCCUGCCGUGCAUGUCUCAUCCAUAUCUCCACGUCUCCCGCAAAGUACACGAGCCACAUGGAACGGGCCCAA
Salpingoeca rosetta is the source of this 5071-nucleotide messenger RNA. RefSeq names its product P-type ATPase. Gene Ontology annotation, molecular function: ATP hydrolysis activity; P-type calcium transporter activity; ATP binding. Gene Ontology annotation, cellular component: membrane; intracellular membrane-bounded organelle. The transcript is spliced from 15 exons. Gene Ontology annotation, biological process: calcium ion transmembrane transport; intracellular calcium ion homeostasis. The record is from RefSeq and is a predicted model, not a curated record. Bases 156 to 4367 code for a protein of 1403 amino acids. Lineage: Eukaryota; Choanoflagellata; Craspedida; Salpingoecidae.